AUGGGUAUCAACGCUACCGUUGCAGCUGUCAAGGACUACUUGAAGCCUCCGAAGACCUUGUCUGCUGAUGAACUAACCGCUCGAGCUGAUCAGACCAUACUUGAGUCCGAAUCAACAAAAAGCGAGGAUGCCCAACCCAAGGGCAAGAACAAUGCAGCUUCUAGUGGCGGGCUUGAAUGCACCGUCAAGAAUCUUUACAUGGACAAACGAGGGCAAUGGACCGACAAAUAUCCCUACUUCGUGAAGAAUCCACCUGAGAAUCAGCAGACGAUUUCGCACGCUGUCAUUGUGCGUAACAAGCGAAGCACAGACUCGCGAAAGAAGUUUGAGAUCGAAUCGAUCGUGGUGCAAAGCCCAUUGCUCAAACGCGCAUUGCAUGGCAUUUUCACAGGCUAUCCCGGGAUCACCACAGACCUCGAACGUCUCGAGUUCAAGGCCCCUUUUCCACCAUUCGUCCACAGAUGGCGCGAAUUUGAACAAGCGACGGUCAAUGAGACCGAUCUUGCAACCAAGCAACACCUGGCACUUUUAUGGAACAUCCUAGAAGUCGAUCUUAAGGACAAGCUUCAGAAGAUGAAGGACUAUGCUCGCCACAACAUCAUUGAUGCCGAACUUCUGUGGACUCUGUUUGAGCCUGAUUGCCUUGUGCUCAGUUCCAAAGACGGAAGCGAGCGACUAUAUCGUUGUUUGAAAGUGGAUACGGAAAACAAUGAUUGCUGUACAAUAGAGGCUCAAUACGUUGACUGGGACGGUGAGCGCUUCGGAACGGCCAUGACGUCUCUUGCUUUACCCUCGUUCCGGGGCACCAAGCCUCUAACACGGUUGAAUGCUAUGCCUCUAUCGCGCCACCCUAACAAAACGGACAUCGAGCAACGAAUCUUGCAGCGUGGCAAGACUUUUGAAAGUCUACGGGGAUAUCACUUCAAAGCCUAUGAUGGACUUGGACAGCAAGACGUCGACGGACAGGCGGCUCGAUACAACGUGCAAGGUCGUAUCAUCAUAGACACCGCUGCGUACAAUCUUUUCAACCCCAAUUCCCAAGUCCAAGUCAGCAGCUUCCAGACCAAGGGAUCUAACAACGAGAAGGGCGGAAGCAGGAACCGCCCGCUCAGUCGCGAGAACCUCCUUUUGAGCAGGGACACCGUGCGAGCAUACUCUCUGAAAGACAAGAAGUGGCUCUCUGUCUUCAUCAAUGACGUUACUGAAGUGGCUUGGGACGACGCCGCAUUUGACUCCUUGGUUUUGAAUGGAAAUACCAAGGAUCUCAUCCUGGCCUUCGCCGAGAGCCAAGUCAAACGUCAACCCACAUUUGAUGAUGUUAUCAAAGGCAAAGGUCGUGGGACCAUCAUGCUCUUAUCCGGGCCUCCAGGCGUCGGCAAAACACUUACCGCAGAAUCUGUGGCCGAAGUCAUGAAAGUACCCCUGUACAUGCUCUCGGCGGGCGAUCUCGGCACCGAUCCCGUGGAGGUCGACAAGACACUCAACAGAACCUUGGAGAUGACGACCAAAUGGCGCGCCGUGCUCCUCCUCGACGAAGCCGACGUCUUCCUCCUCUCCCGCAACGCGCACGAUCUCGAGCGCAACAAGCUCGUCUCCAUCUUCCUGCGCGUGCUCGAGUACUACGAAGGCUUCCUCUUCCUGACCACGAACCGCAUCCAAGACAUCGACGCCGCAUUCGAGUCGCGCAUCCACCUGUCGCUGCAAUACGAAGACCUCGGGCCCCAAGGUCGCAAGCAUGUGUGGAAGAGCUUCCUACAGACCUGCGAGACGGCUCAUGGCGAGUUCUCGGACGAGAAAUUGCGCGUGCUCGCCCAGCACAAGUUGAAUGGCAGGCAGAUUAAGAAUGUCGUUAAGCCGGCGCUGUUGCUGGCCGCCAGACAGAAUCAGCCGUUGAAGUUUGAGCAUGUCGAUACUGUGCUGCAGAUUAAGGCUGCCAAUGCGUUCUCGUAUGCGAAGAUGGUGCCCGUGGAUGCUGUUGAGGGUUGA
Molecule: messenger RNA, 1986 nt
Organism: Bacidia gigantensis
Lineage: Eukaryota; Fungi; Ascomycota; Lecanoromycetes; Lecanorales; Ramalinaceae
Exons: 2
Coding region: 1-1986 (661 amino acids)
Molecular function (GO): ATP binding; ATP hydrolysis activity
Source: RefSeq, a predicted model, not a curated record